AUGUCAACGCGACGCAAAGCAGCGAAUGGUCAACCUGCCCCACUGACCGCGACCAUGCCUUCGGGUACUAUUCGAACAACGCCCGCAGCGCGGUCGCCUUUCUUUCCCACCCGCCUCGAAGCGCUGCUCCUCGGUAUAUACCCCGCGACACUUGUGCUCGGCUCCGUCCUCAGCACCCUCACGCCCGCAUUUCGCAAUGCGCCCUAUUCGCCUGACCUCCAGUCGCAUGAUCCUGCAUUCGCUCCUACAUACUUUGCAAAAAAGAAGAACAUUUUCAAUGUUUGGUUCGUCAAGAAGGGCUGGGGCUGGGCGACUAUAGCCUUUGCCGUGUUCCUGUUAAUGUGGCCGGGUUUCGGAAAGGGCUUGACUACGAAGAGGAUACAAGCUACGUUGCGCUACAGCGUUAUCACCCUGUGGUGGUUCUUUGUCACUCAGUGGUUCUUCGGACCGCCUCUGGUCGACCGCGGCUUCCUCUUCACUGGUGGCCAGUGUGAAAAGCUACAAGAUCCAAGCGCGAUGGAGGGGAUGAGCGAUACGAGGGUAUACUUGACAGCGGCAGCUUGUAAAAGAGCAGGUCGCAAGUGGACAGGCGGACAUGACAUUUCUGGACACGUAUUUCUGCUCAUCAUCGGCUCGGCUCUUCUCUGGUUCGAGACACUACCCGCACUUACGAGGUUCGAGGGUCUCCGCGAUGGUCGCCGAAUUAUACUCGACGAUGGAAAGGUUGCGAGCGUGGCUGUGGAGAAGAGCCCUGAAUCUGAGAAUGAUGAGCCCACGAGGCAAGGCGUUCCGAUGCCGCUUGGUGUUGCAGUCUUCAUGUGGUGGAUGCUUUUGAUGACGGCGGCUUUCUUCCAUACUUGGUUCGAGAAGUUUACGGGACUUCUGGUUGCCUUUGCGGCGUUGUGGACCGUGUAUUUCUUGCCUCGAGGAGUACCCGCAGUCAGGGCUGUACUUGGAAUGCCCGGUGUAUGA
This is a messenger RNA of Didymosphaeria variabile, 972 nucleotides long. RefSeq lists its product as uncharacterized. The transcript has a single exon. Bases 1 to 972 code for a protein of 323 amino acids. Lineage: Eukaryota; Fungi; Ascomycota; Dothideomycetes; Pleosporales; Didymosphaeriaceae. Gene Ontology annotation, biological process: lipid storage; phospholipid biosynthetic process; lipid droplet organization. The record is from RefSeq and is a predicted model, not a curated record. Gene Ontology annotation, cellular component: endoplasmic reticulum membrane.